UCAGUUCUCAUAGUUAUCCCACCUUUAAGGGGUUGCUGAUAGAGUAAUAACAAUUUCUUAAAGUGAGAUUCUCUUUCUCAACAUAAGAACCUCAUAAGUGAAAUGUUCGAUCUUUUAAGUUCACAUAGUUAUCACGUUUUUUAGGAGGUUGGUACCAAUGCAAAUUUUCUGAUCACUGGAUAGUUUAAGUCUUUAAGAUACCAUAUUCGUUACCUACAUAGUCGCAUAGGUAGACUCUCUCCUGUGUAAAGGAUUUUAGGACAUUUUCCCCUUCAGACUGAAAAGCUGGAAGAGUUCUUAGUUCUAUGAUGGUCUUUUAAUGUGGUUACCUGGUUAUGUGCGUUAUUAGAUGAAUUUGUUUCUGCCGCUAGAGAUUUUGAACUAUAAAAGGACUGAAAAUAUCUCCUUUCUUGGAAAAAAUGUUCUUUCUUUUAAGUUUGUGCUUGGGGCAUGGCAUAAUCCCGAGAAUAUGUCUCUUAUUUUCUACUCCCUCCAUUCACUUUUACUUGUCCACUUUGGACUUUGCACACCUCCCUGAAACAAUGAUUGAUAUAUGAGGAUUUUACCAUAAUGCCCAUAUUACUUGAUGUUUAGUGUUGGGUUUUGAAAACUGAUUUUGGGAUUAAGUAACUAAUGCUAAGGGUAAAACAUGAAAAAAAUUAACUGUCUUUUCUUCCUAUGAAAAUCUAUUUUUGGAAUAGUGGACAAGUAAAAGUGAAUGUAGGGAGUAUGUUCAUUUCUGUUUUAAUUAUGUAAUAUGUGUAAAUUUGCUGUUAUAUUUUUUGGGAUGCAUGUGAAAUGUUGUGAUUUCUUUAUAGAAUAAGUGGUAUUGAAAACUAGGUUGUAGGAAACAUAUGGGUUGGGUUUGGUUGUAUUAACAAGGUUGAGUGGGGGAUUUUUUUCCUUUUUGGGUAUUAUAAUUGAAGGGCAAUGUUGGGGAGCGGGGGGGUUUCGGACGGGUACGAAAUCGGCUCAAAGAGACCAAGAAUGAUGGAAUCAAAUCCCUACUUCGCAGUGAGCAGCGGUGCAAGCAGUUAUCACCAGCCUUAUGGCUAUGGCAGCAGCAGAUUUCAGCCUUCUGGAUUUCCUGUUGUUCGUUUGAGGGGUCUUCCGUUCAACUGCACUGAAAUUGACAUUUACAAGUUCUUUGCUGGCCUGGAUAUUGUGGAUAGUUUCCUGGUCAACAAGGAUGGACGGUUCAUUGGGGAGGCUUUUGUUGUCUUUGCUGGUCAUAUGCAAGUUGAUUAUGCUCUUCAAAGGGACAGACAGAACAUGGGGAGGAGAUAUGUGGAAGUUUUCAGCUGUAAGAAAGAAGAGUAUUACCAAGUUGUAGCUGCUGAGGUGAAGGAAGGAGGUAAGGAGUAUGAAUAUCGUUCCCCUCCUCCAUCUCGACCAAAGAGGUCUGUGAACAAAGAUAAUAUGGAGUACUCUGAGAUAUUGAAAUUGCGAGGUCUCCCAUACAGUGUUAGAAAAACAGAUAUUGGCAGGUUUUUUGGUGAGGAAUUUAAUGUUAAACCUGACAAGGUACACAUUGCAUACCGCUCUGAUGGAAAAGCCACUGGAGAGGCUUAUGUGGAAUUCGUCUCUACUGAAGAGGCCAAGAAAGCUAUGUGCAAGGACAAUAUGAAAAUUGGAUCUAGGUAUAUUGAACUAUUUCCUUCUCAUCCAGAUGAAGCUAAACGAGCCGAGUCAAGGUCACGACACUGAUGCCAAAUACUUCUGCAAUGUGCAGCAUUUUUAAGCAUCACAUGUUUUAUUCACCUGUUUCUAUAGUGGAUUAGUCUUGCACUUGUUAAAGAUUGUCUUCUUUGAUCACUUUCAUUACUGUAUGAUGAUGAUUUUUUGUCCCCGUCAAUAUGUUUUUUCGAGACAUUGAUAUGAACAGGUUUAUAGUC
Molecule: messenger RNA, 1895 nt
Organism: Solanum stenotomum
Lineage: Eukaryota; Viridiplantae; Streptophyta; Magnoliopsida; Solanales; Solanaceae
Exons: 2
Coding region: 931-1707 (258 amino acids)
Cellular component (GO): ribonucleoprotein complex
Molecular function (GO): RNA binding
Source: RefSeq, a predicted model, not a curated record